Larimichthys crocea (large yellow croaker) is the source of this 2832-nucleotide messenger RNA. It is a transcript of the gene mthfsd, whose product is annotated as methenyltetrahydrofolate synthetase domain containing. The record is from RefSeq and is a predicted model, not a curated record. The coding region runs from base 160 to 1584 and encodes 474 amino acids. Gene Ontology annotation, molecular function: RNA binding. NCBI's taxonomy places the organism in Eukaryota, Metazoa, Chordata, Actinopteri, Sciaenidae. Gene Ontology annotation, cellular component: cytoplasm. The transcript is spliced from 8 exons.
CGUAUGGUAAAGCUUGUCCUUCCUGUGUCGCCGUAGAAAUGAUAAACACUGACAAGCAGCUGUUCCUCCAGUAUUAUGUUACAGACUUCACGUGUGAGACUUUACUGCGUGUAGUGUAACCGUGUCUUAUAGAAGAAACCUAUUUCUAUCACCAUAAUAAUGGAGCCCGUUAUAUUAAUGAAGCCUGGAGCGUCCAAGUGGGAUAUUCGUCAGAAAGUUUGGGACUACAUCGAGGAAAACAACCUGGCAAACUUCCCAAGGCCUGUUCACAACAGGAUCCCAAAUUUCAAGGGUGCAAAUCAAGCAUGCAACAGGCUUACAGACCUGCAGGAUUUCAAGUCCAGCCAGACAGUCAAAGUAAACCCAGACAGACCCCAGCAGCAGGCACGCUUUGUCACUCUUGAAGCGCGGAAAACCUUAUUGGUCCCAACUCCUCGCCUUCGCACGGGUCUUUUCAAUAAUAUUACUCCUCCGCAGGGGGCCAGCAAAGAGCAGCUGCGCAUAUGUUCCUCCUCUCAGGGUGUGAAAGACUUCAGUGUGCCUGUUGGCCUGGAUGCGAAGGUGAAGGUAGACCUGGUGGUGGUCGGCUCUGUGGCAGUGUCAGAGAAAGGCUUUCGGAUCGGGAAAGGAGAGGGCUAUGCUGACAUGGAGUAUGGCAUGAUGGCCUCAAUGGGAGCUGUGGAUGACUCUACUGUGGUGGUUACUAUCGUGCAUGACUGCCAGGUUGUGGAUAUUCCAGAAGCGUUAAUAGAAAAGCAUGACCUGACUGUGGACUACAUCCUCACACCCACCAGAGUUAUAAAAACAAAUUGCCUGCGUCCAAAGCCACAGGGAAUCAUCUGGACUAAGCUGGACACUGAAAAGCUGGAGAGGAUCCCCAUCCUGAAGAAGCUGCAUGCUCUGGAGGACCAGGCUGGAAAGGAUGUAACACUGGGGGCGGUGCCUCUUGCAGCAGAGCCUGGUCUGCAGAUCACGCAGCCCAGAAGGCAAACCAGACGGAGGCCAAGGCAGAACACGCAGCAGGAUGCUGAGGGAGAAUCCAAACAGGAGAAAGGAGCAGUGUCAGAACCAAAAGCCAGACAGCGCCCAGCUAGAGUCAGGAAAGAAAGCAGAGGAGAUGGCGGGGGAGGUAAUAAGGGAGAAAUCAGUGAGAGAGGAAAGGAAAGAAGAGGAGGGAACAUGAAGGAGAAGGGCUCAGAGGAGGGUGGAAGUGAAGUCAUGUCUCAACGUAAGCUCCCUCCAAGUGUGACCACAGUUUACCUGGGGGGUAUCCCUGCUGGGCUGCGUGUUAGCGAGCUGAAAACUGCCCUCAGGGAGAGAGAGGCCGCCCCACUCAGGCUCACCUGGCAGGGAGCUCAACACAGGGCCUUCCUAGACUACAUUGACCUUCAGGCUGCAGAGCUGGCCCUGGAGGCUCUGCAGGAUCUCACUCUGAAUGGUCACAGUCUGCAGGCUGAGUUGGCUAAAAGCCAGCGGGGAAGCAAGAGACCAGGACAGUCCAAAAGGGGACCAAGACCAUCAGCUCCAAAAACCAAAACAGCACCAGAUACUAAAGGUGACAUCAAUGAAAUGACAGAGAAGUAACAGCAACAGGCAAUCCACUAAAUGACUUUAAAUGCCUUAAAGAGUGUUUAGUUUGUUUUUUUAAUCUUUUUGGAUUUAUUGCAAGUUGACCUCAGUAAUAUAAACCUCUUAGACAUCUAAAGUGACUGCUAAGGCUAAUGAGCUUAACAGAAUAUUUCACUUAUGCAAUGGCUGAAUCCCAGUAUCAUGAAACAUUUCACUAGAAAUGUGAUUGGUAGAACCACGUCUAUGUGCCUUGUUUGUUUAAACACACACCUGCUAUGUGUCCCGAGAGCCUUCAUUGCUUGAAGGCAUUCCUUCUUGAGUAAUUAUUUUGAGAUAGAUGCAGUCUUUUUGUUAAGUGAGUAUUGAGUGUUAGGUACAUUUUAUUUUCACAACCAGCUAUCAGUAUUACCUCCUCCAAGACGGUUGUUUUCAGAUCUACUUGCCUUUUUUUUGGUUAUCUCUAAGCUAAGGCCAUGGGCCAUAGAAGAACUGGUUAGUUUUUGUUACAGAGAGCGCCACCAUGUGGUCAUUUAAUCAGUUCAUACAAUCCUGAUGGGUCCUGAGCCAUGAGUAGCAAUGAAAUCAUCAGUCCCUCUUUCUCACAUUCAUAUAAUCCAUAUAAACCACACCAAUGUCUCACCACUCCCACAAAUUUCACCCAGUCUUCACAAAAUCUAUAACACUUGACUUAAACACUUUUUUUUUCUAUUUCACUUUCAAAUCGUCAAAUAGAUGUGGUCCAUUUGACAUAAAUUGUCUCGAGUUUUGAACAUCUUGUGCAGAUACAACCAAAUUUAGAAGACAUGAACGUAUUAGAAAUUGUUAGGCCAUUUUGCUUACAGUCUAUAGUAAUAGUAAAACAUUGAAUAGCCAUAAUGUAGCUGUGAUGGCUCUGACUCUUGUCCUCAACAUAACAACAUUUUGACUAAGGUGUGGAUCUAGAUGCAGACUGUAAGCAUCUGUUUCCUUAAAAAAUAACACAUUUAGAGGCCAAUAGCCUUGUUGGAGCUAUGAUUUUUGAUUUUUUUCGUUGCUUAGGUUUUCUUCAGAAUAUUUUGGAAAUAGACAUUGUACAUUUAAGCAGUGAUAUUUGUAGCUUUUAAAAAUAACAUAUCCAUGGUGUUCUGUCCUGGUUAGGUCAGUUUGAGUAUGAAGGCAGCCUCAACACUUGGAUAAGAAUAUGCUACCAUGCCAGGAUGGACUGUUGCAGUGUUGAUGCAUUUGUUUGUAGCAAAUUCUAACGUCCACUACUAAAACGUUUGA